This is a messenger RNA of Schistocerca piceifrons (Central American locust), 363 nucleotides long. Its product is annotated as protein lethal(2)essential for life-like. The transcript has a single exon. Lineage: Eukaryota; Metazoa; Arthropoda; Insecta; Orthoptera; Acrididae. Bases 1 to 363 code for a protein of 120 amino acids. The record is from RefSeq and is a predicted model, not a curated record.
AUGGCCACUCAUACCAAUGACUUGGAGGUCGUGCAGAUCGACACCAACAAGAACAUCAUUGCAGAAACUGAUGGCGCAUCGCCCACUCUGAACACCAACGGAACAUUCGUGGUAAAAGUCGACGUACAGCAGUUCCUGUGGGAUAACAUCCCAGUCAAGCCUGUUGACAAUUUCCCUAUGGCUGAAGGGAAGCGUGUGGAAUGUGAAGUCAACAAUGGCUUUAUCACCAGACAUUUCACUCAAAGUUACGAACUUCCUACUGAUUCAGCAGUGAUUAUGACCGGUUUUCUGACUGAGGAUUUUCUGACCAUUAAGGCCCCCAAGAACAUCAUGAUCGCCAACUACCAUUUCCCCACAUGCUGA